Electrophorus electricus (electric eel) is the source of this 798-nucleotide messenger RNA. The record is from RefSeq and is a predicted model, not a curated record. Lineage: Eukaryota; Metazoa; Chordata; Actinopteri; Gymnotiformes; Gymnotidae.
AUGCCAACAGCCUACUGGGUGAGCAACCACACUAACAAUGAUCAUGGCAGAACCCAAAAAGUCCUUAAUCAAGACAGCACUCUGCUGUAUGUUAAUGAAGGGGACAAUAUCACAGUUACUUGCCUUUAUCAAAGUGAUAUUGAUAUGCAUUUCUCAUGGUACAAGCAUGCAUUUAGUCAGAAGCCUGAACUCAUUGCAACUAUCUACAAAUAUGACACGAAGGCCACAUUCUAUGAUGGAUUCAAGAAAAAUGCUCGUUUUAUCUUGGUGAUCGGAGAGGAUAGAAAUCAUUUGGUGAUAACAGAGUUAGAGGUCUCUGACUCUGCUACUUAUUACUGUGGAAAUGCUCAAUCCAACAUAGUGAAAUUUGGGAAAGCAACAAAAUCGAUUGUAAAAGCUUCACAGUCCCAUAGCCUGUCUGUUCUCCAGCAGCCUGUCCAUCCAGGAAACUCUGUGACUCUGCAGUGUACAGUCCUCACUGAGAACUAUGCAGGAGGACACAGCAACUACAGUGUCUACUGGUUCAAACAUGGCUCAGGAGAAUCUGAUCGAGGAAUCAUUUACACACAUGUAGACAGCAGUGAUCAAUGUAAGAAGAGAUCUGAGGCUGGCUAUUCUACACAGAGUUGUGUGUACCAGCUCCCCAAGAGGAACCUCAUCCUCACUGGAACUUACUACUGUGCUUUUGCUGCAUGUGGAAAGAUAAUCUUUGGGAAUGGAACUGCAGUUGAAGGUGCAUCUGAAGGUGUGACUUUUUAUAAUAUUGCAGACACAUUGGGAAUAAUAGAACUUAAUUGA